AUGUCUACUUUCGGCAAUUACUUCAAGGUCACCACCUAUGGCGAAUCCCACUGCCGCUCUGUCGGCUGCAUUAUCGAUGGCUGCCCCCCGGGAAUGGAGCUCACCGAGGCCGACAUCCAACCCCAGAUGACCAGAAGACGACCGGGACAAUCCGCCAUCACCACGCCGAGGAACGAAAAGGACCGCGUCGAGAUCCAAUCCGGCACCGAGUUCGGCGUCACAUUGGGCACUCCCAUCGGCCUUAGAGUCCUGAACGAGGACCAGCGGCCCAAGGACUAUGGCAACAGCACAAUGGACAUGUACCCGAGACCCAGUCACGCCGACUGGACCUACCUCGAGAAAUACGGCGUCAAGGCGAGCAGUGGUGGUGGCAGGAGCUCCGCCAGAGAGACAAUCGGCCGUGUUGCCGCUGGUGCCGUGGCCGAGAAGUACCUCAAGGUCGCACACGGCAUCGAGAUCACCGCCUUCACUACGUCCGUUGGCCCUGUGCACAUGUUCCCACCCACGCCCGAGGCGCCUACCCCCAGCCAAAAUCCCGACUUCCUGAAGCUGUUGGACACCAUUGAUCGGGAAACCGUCGACAAGUUCUUGCCCGUACGAUGCCCCGAUGAGAAGGCAACACAAAGAAUGGAGGACUUCAUUGCCGACGUAAGGGAUAAGGAGGACAGUAUCGGUGGAACAGUCACAUGUGUGAUCAAGAACGUCCCUAGCGGCUUGGGCGAACCGUGUUUCGACAAGCUCGAGGCAGCCCUGGCACACGCUAUGCUCAGCAUACCCGCAACAAAGGGCUUCGAAUUCGGAUCUGGAUUUGGCGGUGCAGAGAUUCUUGGUUCGGUCCACAACGACCCCUUCAUCAAGGCACCCGAGGUUCCUGCUGGAACACCUGGCCUGCCUAGGUCCAAGCUUGCUACAAAGACGAAUAACUCUGGAGGUGUUCAGGGCGGUAUCACAAAUGGUGCUCCCAUCUACUUCCGUGUUGCUUUCAAGCCAGCCGCCACAAUUGGGCAGUCCCAAAACACAGCAACUUACGCAGGUGAAGAGGAUGGUAUUUUGGCAGCCAAGGGCAGGCACGACCCAUGCGUGGUGCCUCGCGCAAUUCCGAUUGUCGAAGCCAUGUCGGCGUUGGUUAUCAUGGACACUUUGCUGGCACAAAUGGCUCGUCUGGGCGCAAGGAGCCACUUGCCUCCUCUCAAGCAAACUGUGCCAUCCACGAAUGGUUUGUAA
This is a messenger RNA of Truncatella angustata, 1224 nucleotides long. Its product is annotated as chorismate synthase-like protein. The transcript is spliced from 2 exons. Gene Ontology annotation, biological process: chorismate biosynthetic process; aromatic amino acid biosynthetic process. The record is from RefSeq and is a predicted model, not a curated record. Gene Ontology annotation, molecular function: chorismate synthase activity; FMN binding. Gene Ontology annotation, cellular component: cytosol. NCBI's taxonomy places the organism in Eukaryota, Fungi, Ascomycota, Sordariomycetes, Amphisphaeriales, Sporocadaceae. The coding region runs from base 1 to 1224 and encodes 407 amino acids.